This is a messenger RNA of Zophobas morio, 1606 nucleotides long. Its product is annotated as zinc finger protein 501-like. NCBI's taxonomy places the organism in Eukaryota, Metazoa, Arthropoda, Insecta, Coleoptera, Tenebrionidae. Gene Ontology annotation, biological process: DNA recombination; regulation of transcription by RNA polymerase II; DNA integration. Gene Ontology annotation, cellular component: nucleus; nucleoplasm. The transcript is spliced from 5 exons. Bases 141 to 1499 code for a protein of 452 amino acids. The record is from RefSeq and is a predicted model, not a curated record. Gene Ontology annotation, molecular function: zinc ion binding; RNA polymerase II cis-regulatory region sequence-specific DNA binding; DNA-binding transcription repressor activity, RNA polymerase II-specific.
ACCGAAGUUUUUGUAGGUUAUGUGAAACUGAACAAUAAUUCUGUUUUAUUUACGAGAUUUAUAAAACAAAAUAAAUUUUCUCAUUGUUAAUUAAUUAAACCUCAGUUUUACAUCUACAUUUUAUUUGAACAACUCGAAACAUGGAACACAAUCUAACCAAUGAAAACUUGUUCAAAGUAUGUCGAACUUGUUUAGUGCAAACUGAAGACAUGAAAGAUAUUUUCACGUCGUCUCUAGACAAAUUGUUGAAAGAAUGUACAUCACUGGAGGUGAAUUCAAAUGACGGACUGCCAACGCUGAUUUGCGAGACGUGCAUAAGCCGAGUGAACGAUGCCUAUUCCUUCAAAAUAUUAUGCGAAAAUAGCAGUCAAAGGUUGAAGGAGUUUGUGGCGACUUCAACCGUUAAAGAGGAAAGUACAGAAGUGAUAGAUAUUUUAGUUGAAUGCUAUGAGUACAACAGUGAUCAAGCAAGUCCUGUGGAUAAUGUAGAAGAUGAAGAAAAUAGCGAGGACACGAAAUUGGACAUCACAGAGACCAGCACUGAGGAUAUUCAGUGUGAAUUAUGUGGUCUAUUCAUACAUAAAAACCAAGAAACUGAACAUUUUCAAACCUGUCACCAAGAAGAGAAAAUCCACAGCUGCGACAAAUGCAAAAAAACAUUCACAGACGUCAAACUACUAAAAAGACACACCAGAGCCCAUAAGUUACAAAAAUCCCACGUUUGCCAAACUUGCGGAAAGUCCUUUUAUGGCAGCACUGACCUAACAAUCCACAUGAGAGUCCACACCGGGGAAAAACCGCUUGUGUGUUCCGUUUGUUCCAAGGCCUUUGCAGACCCCAGAGGUUUAAGCAGCCACAUGAAAGUCCACACUGGCAAAAAACCCUACAAUUGCAAAAUCUGUGGCAAAAAAUUCGCCCAUUCGUCGGUGUUGUCUACUCACAUGAGAACCCACACUUCUGAAAGACCCUACAUUUGUUCCACGUGUGGCAAAACUUUUGUUUAUAGCCACAAUCUGAUCAUCCACAUGAGGUCUCACACUGGAGAGAGACCUUACACUUGUCAAGAGUGUUGCAAGUCUUUUAGCUCAAGUUCUACACUGUCAGCACACAUGAUGGUCCACACUGGAGAGAAAAGGUUUAUUUGUAAUGUGUGUGGGAAAAGGGUUGCCAGGUCCGGGGAUCUAGGGAUUCACAUGAGGGUGCACACAGGGGAGAGGCCGUACGCUUGUAGUGUGUGUUCAAAGCGGUACAGGAUGUCGUCGCAUUUAACUGCACACUUGAAAACGCACACAGGGGAGAAAAGUCACACUUGCACAGUAUGUAACAAGCAGUUCAUCAAUGCCAAGAUUUUAAAUUUUCACAAGAGUAUCCACACUGGAGAAAAACUAAACGCGUGUAAAAUUUGUCAUAAGGCGUUUGCACACAGCAGUUCCUUAUCGGCGCAUAGAAAAACACACAUGCAUGAGAAGAUUGAAGCGAUAAAAACUGAGUUUGAGUGAAAGUUUCAACGAUUCCAGUGAAUGUUAAUUUAUUUUUAAACACGUAUGGAGUUUUGUAUAAUAUAAAUACAUCUAAUAACUAUCUUAAAUAAAAUUAAUUAAUAUUA